GGCUAACACUUAAUAUUGGUGAGAUUGAAAUGCUCGAAACUCAAGAUAAAACUACUCGCACUAAUAGUAGAACUGGAGCCCAUAAACCUAAAUAUAGAAAACAUGUUGAUCACAAUGCAUCUAUUGAUAUUGAUGAAAGUGAUUCAAACAACAAUAGUAAAAGAGCUACAAAAGGAACCCGUGCCAAUUACAAUUCAUCUAUCGAUUUUAAUAAAUGUGAUACAAAUUUAUCAGAAAAAAAUAUUGGAUCAGCACUUAAUGUUGGUGAGAUUACUAAUAAUAGAGUAAAAGACUGCAAACCUAAGAAAGGAAAAAAUCUUGAAAGUUCAAAAAAACUUGAUAAAAAUCUGCAAAGUAAGUAG
Messenger RNA from Dentiscutata heterogama, 362 nucleotides. NCBI's taxonomy places the organism in Eukaryota, Fungi, Glomeromycota, Glomeromycetes, Diversisporales, Gigasporaceae. The record is from the annotation of a GenBank genome assembly.